UUCGUCUUUCAAUCUCUGUUCUCUCUGUCUCACUUUCAGAUCUCGCCAUGGCCUUCGCUGCUCUUCGAGUGUUCCUCAUCUUGGGCCUUUUGGCUACUUCCUGCUUUGCUCAGGCCCCAGGAGCUGCUCCCGCUCAGCCCCCAGCUGCAUCCCCACCGACAGCCACCACACCUCCUCCCGCCACCCCACCGCCCGCGACUCCUCCACCUGCUACUCCACCUCCCGCUGCCGCGCCUGCUCCCACCACUCCUUCACCAGUGGCUUCUCCUCCCUCAGCCACCCCUGCUGGUUCUCCGGGGCCAUCCUCCGAAUCACCUGCUGGCUCCCCACCCGCCCCUGCUGCUGAGGGCCCUUCAACCGGCGCUGCCGGCCCUGCUUCUGGGCCAACCGCCGGAUCUACUCCACCACCCUCUGCCGCAUUCUCGGUCAGCAAGGCCUUCGCCGCCGGGACUGCUUUUGUGGCUACAUUUGCGGCCAUGGCUGUGAUUGCUUGAAGCUAGGGAAGGAAGGAUUGGUUUUUCAUGGGAUUCGUCUGCCGCACAUAGAUGAGCCGUUGAUAUUGAUAUUUAUGGAUGGAGGGACGAGAUCUGUUUGAUUUUCUUCUGAGCGUUUCUUUCUAUUCUUCCGAUCCGUUUCAUAUCUAUUGAUUUUGAGGGUUUUACUUUUUCUUUAAUGGUGUUUUUAUUUGUUGGUUGGGAAUUGGGUGAUGAUGAUGAUGAUGAUCAUUGAUCUGGGGAUUCAUAUUGUUUGUGUUCACACGUGUAUGUAGAUGACUAUCCUGAUCAUUUCGGUGUACAUCUAAUGAUAGAGUAUGAAU
Molecule: messenger RNA, 817 nt
Organism: Neltuma alba
Lineage: Eukaryota; Viridiplantae; Streptophyta; Magnoliopsida; Fabales; Fabaceae
Product: classical arabinogalactan protein 7-like
Exons: 1
Coding region: 48-494 (148 amino acids)
Source: RefSeq, a predicted model, not a curated record